UUGUGGGAUGAUUUAAUUCUUGAUAUUCUACAUGAAUUACAUUCUUAUUUUAACUAAAUUAUUUAAUUAUUUAAUUAUUUGCAGACAAGAUGUCAGAAGCAGGACUAGAGUUUGAUAAUGGGAACCAAGGAGAGAAUAGGAACAACUGGGUUGGUUUCUCCAAAAUAUCAACUGAAGUCUGCAACAACAACAACAACAACAACAACAACACCAAGCAAUACAGCACUAAAGCGGAAAAUGAUUUCAGCAAUGGGAACAAUGUUUAUGAUAAGACCAAAGGAUCCCAUGUACAAGAUAACAACAGUACAUACGACUAUAGUACACCUGUACAUGAAGACAACGGUAGAUAUGUACAAGAUUGUACACCUAGACACAAGGACCUGUCCUAUCCAUCUCAUCCGAAUAAAAGAGCUGGGUUUCUUAUUCCUGGAGUUUGUUCCUACCUGGAGACUCAAGGAACGGAUAAAGUACAGAGGAAGACGACCUCUCUAAUCUUGAAUCUUCAAUCCAAUAAUAACAUACUGAUUGCGGGAUGUCGAGGUUUGAAUAGGAUUAGUGAGGAUCAGGGAUCGAGCAGGAAUAGAGAGGAUCCAGGAUUGGAUUUAACCUGGAUUCCUCCUCCACUGACCCCAGAUCAGGAGAUGCGUGAGAAAUUAUUUCCAGAUACUCAAAGCCAGGAAUUUCAUUCAUUCUUAAAUCAACUAUUUUUAACUUUAAUAAUUUAUUUUGAAUAAGGGGUGUGGGCACA
Molecule: messenger RNA, 748 nt
Organism: Eurytemora carolleeae
Lineage: Eukaryota; Metazoa; Arthropoda; Copepoda; Calanoida; Temoridae
Product: probable serine/threonine-protein kinase DDB_G0286465
Exons: 7
Coding region: 90-734 (214 amino acids)
Source: RefSeq, a predicted model, not a curated record